GCAUGCGUUCCCAUGUUUGUGUGUUUCUCAGCUGGACCUGAUUCUGACAUGUAUUCCUCUUUCACUCUGCGGUUUUGAUGACCCCCCGGGGCCCGGAAGGCAUGGGAUUAUUUCAAAAACACGUCAAAGGUCGUGACACGGUCACAGGCACUAUUCCUGCGGUGUGCUUCGAUCCCUGCAAUAAUGCCAAUCUCGAGGCGCAGACCCGUGGGAAGGUACCCUCGUUAUGCGACCGUGACAGUGAUUUCAACAAAUACUUGAAGCAAUGUAAUGAUUGUUUGGACAACUAUUCAGAUACAACCAAAAUUAAUGGUCAAGAUUACGUUAAUGGCUCAUUUCAGCAGUACAUAGAUUACUGCAGCGCCACCCAACCCGAGGAACCUACUAUUAUAUCACGACCAAGCACGACAAUACCUCAGUCAUGGCUCAGUUACUACGAAACCUUUCUCCCUAUCGCAGCUACCAAUAUUCAAGCUUCGGGGAUCACGAUUGCAGAAAGUACAACGAUCUACAGGAAAACAACUUCUGCAUCAACACUGCCUGCCUAUUUCUUUCAUACCUCAGUACAGGCCCUAGUAUCCUCAUAUAUUCCACCUGCAGUGCUUAGCGAGCUUGCAGCAUCUGUUGUCUCUGUUGCGUCAAGCCUCACUACUGAUCCAACAAGCUUGGUCUAUGCAGCCCUCGAGGACGAGUCCCGGCCACCAUGGUUCUCUUCGGCUGUUCCAUCUACAUACAUUGCGGAAAUGAAAUCCUUGGAGGAGAGCAUCGACAAUUUGAGGGCUAUCCCUAUCUCAACGACGUCUCAGGCUGUUUCAACCGUGAGCGAGUCGGUGCUGCCAUCGAACACAUCUUCGGUACAGGGCGCGACUUCAACUGGCUUAGGCAGUAAAGCCUGGAUUGCUGGCGCCGUUGUCGGCUCGGUUGCGGGCGCAGCCUUGCUACUCCUCGGUACAAUUCUAUUCGUGAGGCGCAAGAAGCUUGCUGUGCGGGCAAGCAAAACGCAGGGGGGUCAGGGGGAUAGCUACGACACAGGACUCAAGCCCGAAUUGCAUGCAGAGUCGGUGGAGCCGCCCCGACCUAUCUAUGAGAUGGACGCGACCAACUUGUCGGAACUGGCAGUGCAUGAGAUGCCUCAGGAAUUAGAUGUUCAGCAAGAGAGCAAGACAAGAUGAGGACGGUCUAGUCCGGGAUGGAUCACUUCGGCGAUACGGCUUCGAUACCUCGAAGGAUAGCCUGAGACGUCGAUUAAUCACGAACUAGACAGCAACAAGACAUUGGCCGGGGUCAGCUGGCGAUCUGUUCGGGCAUUAUACCUGCUGAAUUUCCGACAAAGAAGAGUUGAGGAAAGGACAGAAUAUGGAAAGGAUAAAGUUCACGGACGGGUGAUGGGAUAUAAAGAGAGUCACCACAUACACUUAAUGCUCGCAGAAUCAUAAAAGUAAUGAGACAACAUGACAUCAGCUGUUGCUCUUUGCGCCUCCCAGCCAGGGUUGCCGCUUACUACACUCAGUAUAGUAGUAUAGUAUAGUACCUAUAAAUAAACCCACUAUACUCUA
This is a messenger RNA of Diaporthe batatas, 1556 nucleotides long. RefSeq lists its product as uncharacterized. NCBI's taxonomy places the organism in Eukaryota, Fungi, Ascomycota, Sordariomycetes, Diaporthales, Diaporthaceae. The record is from RefSeq and is a predicted model, not a curated record. The coding region runs from base 78 to 1172 and encodes 364 amino acids. The transcript has 3 exons.